This is a messenger RNA of Medioppia subpectinata, 1122 nucleotides long. The record is from the annotation of a GenBank genome assembly. NCBI's taxonomy places the organism in Eukaryota, Metazoa, Arthropoda, Arachnida, Sarcoptiformes, Oppiidae.
CAUUUAGUGAUCUCUUCUUUAAGAAGUUGUUUAAGACUUUUAUUUGACUUUAAUAUAAGAAUUGGACUCAAAUAUACAGCGAUGUCUUCAAUAUAUUCAAUAUGUUUAUUAACAUUAGUUUUGAAUUUAAAUUUAUAUCAAUUGACAAAUGCAUUCAAUUUGGAGACAAGACUUCCAGUCAUUAAAUACGGGCCAAAGAACUCGUAUUUCGGGUAUUCAGUGGCCGAACAUCUGAUCGUCGAUGAAAACACCCGACAUAUCUCUGAAGCUGUCAUGCUUGUGGGCGCUCCACGAGCACAGAGCGGUCAGCCACAGACUAAUCACUCGGGAGUAGUAUUUAAAUGUCCAUUGAAUACAAUCCGAAGCGAUUGCACACAAAUUAGGAUAGAAGAAGAUAAUAAACCUCCCGACGAAGGGAUCAGUAAAGAUGACCAAUGGUUAGGCGUAACCGUCAAAAGUCAGGGCCCGGGAGGUUAUGUUAUGGCGUGCGCUCAUCGAUAUAUAUUAAAAGGAUCGGAUUUCCAAUGGGGUCAAGGAAUCUGUUAUUCAUUAUCACAGUAUUUAGAUUUCCGAAGAGCGUGGGAGCCGUGCUAUAACAGGCCGGUCAGUAAAGCACACGAACAGUUUGGUUACUGUCAGGCGGGCACAAGUGGUGAGAUAACUGAAGACUAUGACAUAGUAAUAGGAGCUCCGGGACCGUACACAUGGCGCGGCACAGUCUUCUCAAAUUCCGUCAGAUAUCGAAUUCGCGACGACAAGACUUGGUAUUUGGGACCUGUGCUCGAAAAUGAAUCCCCAGUCGAUAAAUACAGUUAUUUAGGAAUGAGUGUGACUUCGGGUAAAUUUUUUGACGGCUCAACGAGUUAUGCCGGGGGCGCCCCCCGCGCUAACGGCACUGGACAAGUGGUGUUCUUUUCGAAACAUAAGGGAGAGUCGACUUUUGAUGUGAGCCAUAUUCUGAGUGGAGAACAGUUCGCUUCUUCUUACGGCUAUUCAAUGACUUCACUCGACUGUAACGGCGACGGACGAAUCGAUUUAGUAGUCGGCGCUCCUUUCUAUUACAGCCGCAGCGAAGGCGGAGCCGUAUAUCUGUAUAUCAAUUCAAACGGAAAGUUCACCAAA